UACGCAACGCGCAGCGGCAAAUAGCGAAUCAGAAAUUAGCGGAUAUAUCGCUAUAUCGGUGGUACGAGGCUAUAUAAGCUGGGGAUGCGCACUGAAACCCAACAGAUGGUCGCCGACUGUGCAUGCGAGUGGUUAUCGGAAAUCAGUAAAAAGCCAAACUAAACACCGAAACUAAGUGUAAUAAAAACGCGUGAAAUAAGCGAAACAAUCAAAAUACGGCCGCAUAUUGAUGUUUAAUUUUGAGGCGGCUGAGCACAAGGGCACCCGAAUUCUUUGGAUCUGAAUUGUGCCGCCAUUAAAAAGUGAAGUGUGAGGAUUUCGCACGCAGCAUCGACAUUUACGAUCAUGUUUCCGUGAUGCGAAUUGGUCCGCGGAAAUUCGCAAAUUGUCUGCCGGACGCCUCGCAGUUGCCGGUAAUUCUUAUGAUUAUUAUUCCGAACGCGCUCCAAUGAAUAGUGAAUAGCAAAGAGACAAACGCGAAGUCCCAUGAGUGCACUCCAAGUUAGAAACUUAAGGAGCAACUGCUGCUGCGGCAGCCGGGAAAACUGAGAUUCACUUGAGUCACUCGCAGAAGAAUAAACUACAACAGAAAUACAUACAUAGAAAUACAAAUACAUAUCCCCAGGGCGAGGAUAUUGCCAGGACGAUGAUAAUCAGCAUGAACCAGACGGAGCCCCCCGCCCAGCUGGCAGCUGGGGAGCAUCUGAGUGGAUACGCCAGCAGCGGCAACAGCGUGCGCUAUCUGGACGACCGGCAUCCGUUUGACUACCUGGACCUGGGCACGGUGCACGCCCUCAACACCACGGCCAUCAACACCUCCGAUCUGAACGAGACUGGGAGCAGGCCGCUGGAUCCGGUGCUAAUCGACAGGUUCCUGAGCAACCGGGCGGUGGACAGCCCGUGGUACCACAUGCUCAUCAGCAUGUACGGCGUGCUAAUCCUGUUCGGAGCCCUAGGCAACAUCCUGGUGGUCAUAGCCGUCAUCCGGAAGCCCAUCAUGCGCACUGCCCGCAAUCUGUUCAUCCUGAACCUGGCCAUAUCGGACUUACUUUUAUGCCUAGUCACCAUGCCGCUGACCCUGAUGGAGAUCCUGUCCAAGUACUGGCCCUACGGCUCCUGCUCCAUCCUGUGCAAAACCAUUGCCAUGCUGCAGGCACUUUGUAUUUUCGUGUCGACAAUAUCCAUAACGGCCAUUGCCUUCGACAGAUAUCAGGUAAUCGUGUACCCCACGCGGGACAGCCUGCAGUUCGUGGGCGCAGUGACGAUUCUGGCCGGGAUUUGGGCACUGGCACUGCUGCUGGCCUCGCCGCUGUUCAUCUACAAGGAGCUGAUAAACACGGACACGCCGGCGCUUCUGCAGCAGAUCGGGCUGCAGGACACCAUACCGUACUGCAUCGAGGACUGGCCCAGUCGCAAUGGGCGCUUCUACUACUCGAUCUUCUCGCUGUGCGUGCAAUACCUGGUGCCCAUCCUGAUCGUCUCGGUGGCCUACUUUGGGAUCUACAACAAGCUGAAGAGCCGCAUCACCGUGGUGGCCGUACAGGCGUCCUCCGCCCAGCGAAAGGUGGAACGAGGGCGACGGAUGAAGCGCACCAACUGCCUGCUGAUCAGCAUCGCCAUCAUCUUUGGGGUUUCUUGGCUGCCGCUGAACUUUUUUAACCUGUACGCGGACAUGGAGCGCUCGCCGGUCACACAGAGCAUGCUCGUCCGCUACGCCAUUUGUCACAUGAUCGGCAUGAGCUCCGCGUGCUCCAACCCACUGCUCUAUGGCUGGCUCAACGACAACUUCCGUAAAGAAUUUCAAGAACUGCUCUGCCGUUGCUCAGACACUAAUGUUGCUCUUAACGGUCACACGACAGGCUGCAACGUCCAGGCGGCGGCGCGAAGGCGUCGCAAGUUGGGCGCCGAACUCUCCAAGGGCGAGCUGAAGCUGCUGGGGCCGGGCGGCGCCCAGAGCGGUACCGCCGGCGGCGGGGAGGGCGGUCUGGCGGCCACCGACUUCAUGACGGGCGCCCACGAGGGCGGACUGCGCAGCGCCAUUACCGAGUCGGUGGCCCUAACGGAUCACAACCCGGCGCCCUCGGAGGUCACCAAGCUGAUGCCGCGGUAAAGCACAGGGACAGGGUAGUCGUAAGAUCUUUGAGCUCUGGUCUCGUGUCCACCUCCGCACGACAUAUGUAUGUAUGUAUGCGUAUGGGCAUGGGUGCAUGUACUCUUGUGCGUCCUCGGGCUGAUUGGAUUUGCAUGUUCCAAACGUCGCUGCUGCUCGCAAUUUCGCAUUACGUUUCACUUGUUCCAACUGCAACUGCCACCUCUCCAGCACACUGAGCGAAAAGCCGUGUCACAAAACCGGGAAAAACUCUGGCUUUAAAAUCUAUAAGCAGCCGCCUUAAACACGUUCGAAAAGUUCCUAGCUUAUGUUAAUUUAUUUCAUUCGUCCCCCAUUUAUAUGUUUUUGUUUAUACUAUAAGUUUUUGAGUGUAAAAAUUGGUCAAUAUUCUACAAAAAUACAAAAAGCAAGUGUUAUAAAUAUUUUUGUAAGUAUCGUAUGAGCAUAUGUCUAUCUUAACAUUUAAAACCAUCUAAAUAUUAUCUUAACCUCUACUCCGAUAAUUAUUAACUUACAUUUCCAUUACUAAUUGUACGAAUAUUUCUGAUCUAAAGCUCUAACAUUCGAUUACUUUUCAGUUAGGCUAACUGGCCAUAUAUUUUCUCAGUGUAUGCAUGCGCUUCUCUUAUCGUUGCCUUGUCGAGCUGUAACUCUUGCCGUUGCCAUGUUGUGACAUUAUUUGCUUUUGAGCAGCAAUCGAUUAUGACCCGCCUUUUGUGACCAAUUUUCAGUUUGGAACAGUACUAAAUUGGCAAUCAAUUGGCAAUCCUGGAGCAGCAAGCGGCUAGAGCAGCGUUCUAUGAGGGAGACUGACACUGACAUGUCGCCCUUAGACUUAACACAUAUUGUCCAGUGAUCAAAAGCCAAGCUGAGUUAACCCUAAGUUAAGACACACGCGAGUAUGAGCUCGGAUCCUGUAAUCUAUUUUUAAGCGACAAUCUCAUGGCAUCCAUCAUCCAUCCACCGUCGGACUUAGUCUAUGGUUAAAUCAUUUUCGUAUCGAAUGCCGAAAAGUAAUUGAUUGAGCCCCCAAUUGGAUUUCGGGUAUUUGAUAAGUAGAAUACGCCUAAGACCUCGAAUAAGUUCUCCCAACAGUUCCUAGGUAAUAUUUUCGUUCUAUGUCAUAGCUUUUCUUGGUACCAUCUAAGCUAAGGAUUAGCUAUAAUUAUUGUUUUGUUCGUUACUCAGUAAAAGUAGAGUAACUAAGCUAACUUGAUUUUAAAUUUAAAUGUAAAAGAUAAUAUUAAAAUAAAUGAA
Molecule: messenger RNA, 3367 nt
Organism: Drosophila santomea
Lineage: Eukaryota; Metazoa; Arthropoda; Insecta; Diptera; Drosophilidae
Gene: NPFR
Product: neuropeptide F receptor
Exons: 5
Coding region: 647-2110 (487 amino acids)
Biological process (GO): G protein-coupled receptor signaling pathway
Cellular component (GO): membrane
Molecular function (GO): neuropeptide Y receptor activity
Source: RefSeq, a predicted model, not a curated record